GACUUGUUGACUGGGUCUUGUUGACCAAGAGCCAAGGGCUGUUCCUCCAGGGUGACACCGAGAACGACACCUGGAUCUUUGUGCUCACCCUACUGCUCUCCAGCACCCUCAUCUACAACAGCAGAGGCACCAUUGACCAACAAGCCAUGGAGCAGCUGCACUACGUGAUGAAGCUGACCGAGCAGGUCAGGUUGAAAGCGGCUCCUGGGCAGAGUGAAGAGGAAGAGGAGGAGGAAGAUCCAGAAGAAGUUGCCCCUUUCUUCCCGGCUUUCGUCUGGACGGUGAGGGAUUUCAGCCUGCGGCUGGAGAUGGACGGGGAGACAAUCUCCGAGGACCAAUACUUGGAAAAGGCGCUGGCGGUGAAGAACGGAACCAGCUCCAAGAUCCGACGCUCCAACCAGACCCGGGAAUGCAUCUGCCAGUACUUUCGGGAUCGCAAGUGCUUCGUUUUUGACCAACCGGCCCCCAAAAUGGACCUGGAGCGCUUGGAGGAGCUUGGGGAUGAGGAGAUCAACCCCGAAUUCCAGCAGCAGGUGGAGAAAUUCUGCGGCCACGUCUGGGAGAACUCUCCACCUAAGACCAUCCUUGGUGGCCGCGUCAUCACGGGGAGCUUGCUGGGCAAACUGGCAGAGACCUACGUGAAGACCAUCCGGAGCCGGGAGGUGCCGUGCCUGGAGAGCGCGGUGCUGGCCCUGGCACAGACCGUCAACGCGGCGGCGGUGAAAGAGGCUGUGAAGUUCUACCAGGACCUGAUGGAGCAACGGGUGAAGCUGCCGACGGAGACGGUUGAGGAGCUCCUGGAUCUGCACAGCCAGUGCCAGCAGGAGACACAAGAGCUCUUCCAGAAACGGGCGUUCGAGGAAGACAUCUGCUCUUUCCAGGAAGAUCUUACACGCCAGGUGGAGGAGAUCAAGGAGAAGUUCCUCAGGGACAACGAGCAGGAGUCCAGCCACAAGUGCAAGGCUGCUCUCAGGGACCUCUCCCGAGAUUUGGACAGAAAACUCAAGGAUGGGGUCUACAACGUGCCAGGAGGUUACGAGCUCUUCAAAGGAGACCUGCAGGCCCUGGUGGAGAAAUAUCAGGAAGCUCCUGGCAAGGGGGUGAUGGCCGAAGUUGUCCUGCAGAAGUUCCUCCAAAGCAGAGAGGAUCUGGAUGAAAUGGUCUUCAAGACAGACCAUGCCCUGGCAGAGAAGGAGGAGGAGCUGAAAAGGGUUCGAGAGCAGCAGGAGAGAGCCGAGGAGGAGAGGAAGAGCCGGGAGAAGGAGGAGGCUGAAGAAAAGCAGAAGCUGCAGGACCAGGUCCGCAGCCUGGAAGAAGAAGCGCUUCAGCUGAGGAAGGAACUGGAGGAAGGCUCCAAGAAGCUCCAAGAGGAGGACUCAAGGACGGGCAGUCAGAAAGCCAAGGUACCAAACGGGAGAGGGCAAGGUGCCACGAUAGAAAAAAACCAUAAAAGUAGAAAAAAAAAGAAAAGUAGAAAAAAUAAUCAAAGGGGGAAGGGUUCUGCCCCCCCUUCCCCACAUCCAACCCACAACCCACCGCUUUUUCCAGCUCCAAAAGUCCUCCAAAAGAGCUCCUGCCCGUUCCUUUGA
Molecule: messenger RNA, 1589 nt
Organism: Calidris pugnax (ruff)
Lineage: Eukaryota; Metazoa; Chordata; Aves; Charadriiformes; Scolopacidae
Product: guanylate-binding protein 1-like
Exons: 7
Coding region: 147-1589 (480 amino acids)
Molecular function (GO): GTPase activity; GTP binding
Source: RefSeq, a predicted model, not a curated record